Nomascus leucogenys (northern white-cheeked gibbon) is the source of this 6216-nucleotide messenger RNA. It is a transcript of the gene SLFN5, whose product is annotated as schlafen family member 5. NCBI's taxonomy places the organism in Eukaryota, Metazoa, Chordata, Mammalia, Primates, Hylobatidae. The record is from RefSeq and is a predicted model, not a curated record.
UAUAAGCCCGGGACCCCGCGGGAUUAAGUUCUCUGCUCUGGACUUGGGAGGCUCCGUUGCCUGCUCCUGGAGGGAGACGCGCUGCAGAGGAGAACACGGCGGGAGAACAUUUCAGGAUAGGAAUAGGCCAAGUGCUGAGAAGAUGAGUCUUAGGAUUGAUGUGGAUACAAACUUUCCUGAGUGUGUUAUAGAUGCAGGAAAAGUCAUCCUUGGGACUCAGCAGAGGCAGGAGAUGGACCCUCGCCUGCGGGAGAAACAGAAUGAAAUCAUCCUGCAAGCAGUAUGUGCACUGCUGAAUUCUGGUGGGGGCAUAAUCAAGGCUGAGAUUGAGAACAAAGGCUACAAUUAUGAAUGUCAUGGAGUAGGAUUGGAUGUGCCUCCAAUUUUCAGAAGCCAUUUAGAUGAGAUGCAGCAGGAAAACCACUUUUUGAUUUUUGUGAAAUCAUGGAACACAGAGGCUGGUGUGCCACUUGCUACUUUAUGCUCCAAUUUGUACCACAGACAGAGAACAUCCACUGAUGUCAUGGAUUCUCAGGAAGCUCUGGCAUUCCUCAAAUGGAGGACUCAGACUCCUAUGAAUAUUAAUGUUUCCAAUUCAUUAAGUCCACAGGCAGCUCAGGGUAGUGUACAAUAUGAAGGUAACAUAAAUGCGUCAGCUGCUGCUUUAUUUGAUAGAAAGCGGCUUCAGUAUCUGGAAAAACUCAACUUUCCUGAGUCCACACAUGUUGAAUUUGCAAUGUUCUCGACAGACGUGUCACACUGUGUUAAAGACAGACUUCCGAAGUGUGUUUCUGCAUUUGCAAAUACUGAAGGAGGAUAUGUGUUUUUCGGUGUGCACGAUGAGACUCGUCAAGUGAUUGGAUGUGCAAAAGAGAAAACAGACCUUACGAGCUUGAGGGCUUCUAUUGAUGGCUGUAUUAAGAAGCUACCUGUCCAUCAUUUCUGCACACAGAGGCCUGAGAUAAAAUAUGUCCUUAAUGUCCUUGAAGUGCAUGAUAAGGGGGCCCUCCGUGGAUAUGUCUGUGCAAUCAAGGUGGAGCAAUUCUGCUGUGCGGUGUUUGCCAAAGUGCCUAGUUCCUGGCAGGUGAAGGACAACCGUGUGAGACAAUUGCCCACAAGAGAAUGGACUGCUUGGAUGAUGGAAGCUGACCCAGACCUUUCCAGGUGUCCUGAGAUGGUCCUCGCGUUGAGUUUGUCAUCUGCCACACCCCGCAGCAGGACUGUGUGCAUUCAUAAGAAUUUGGAAUGUCUGAAAGAGCAGCAGAAACGCUACUUUCCAGUAUUUUCAGACAGAGUGGUAUAUACUCCAGAAAGCCUCUACAAGGAACUCUUCUCAAAACAUAAAGGACUCAGAGACUUAAUAAAUACAGAAAUGCGCCCUUUCUCUCAAGGAGUAUUGAUUUUUUCUCAAAGCUGGGCUGUGGACUUAGGUCUGCAAGAGAAGCAGGGAGUCAUCUGUGAUGCUCUUCUAAUUUCCCAGAACAACACCCCUAUUCUCUACACCAUCUUCAGCAAGUGGGAUGCGGGGUGCAAGGGCUACUCUAUGAUAGUUGCCUAUUCUUUGAAGCAGAAGCUGGUGAACAAAGGCGGCUACACUGGGAGGUUAUGCAUCACCCCCUUGGUCUGUGUGCUGAAUUCUGAUAGAAAAGCACAGAGCGUUUACGGUUCAGAUUUACAAAUUUACCCUGAAUCCUAUAACGUCAUGACCCCCCAGAACAUGGAAGCCCUGUUACAGUCCCUCGUGAUAGUCUUGCUUGGGUUCAAAUCCUUCUUAAGCAAAGAGCUGGGCUCUGAGGUUUUGAACCUACUGACAAAUAAACAGUAUGAGUUGCUUUCAAAGAACCUUCACAAGACCAAAGAGUUGUUUGUUCAUGGCUUACCUGGAUCAGGGAAGACUAUCUUGGCUCUUAAGAUCAUGGAGAAGAUCAGGAAUGUGUUUCACUGUGAACCGGCUAACAUUCUCUACAUCUGUGAAAACCAGCCCCUGAAGAAGUUGGUGAGUUUCAGCAAGAAAAACAUCUGCCAGCCAGUGACCCGGAAAACCUUCAUGAAAAACAACUUUGAACAGAUCCAGCACAUUAUCAUCGAUGACGCUCAGAAUUUCCGCACUGAAGAUGGGGACUGGUAUGGGAAAGCAAAGUUCAUCACUCAGACAGCAAGGGAUGGCCCAGGAGUUCUCUGGAUCUUUCUGGACUACUUUCAGACCAAUCACUUAAGUUGCAGUGGCCUCCCCCCUCCCUCAGACCAGUAUCCAAGAGAAGAGAUCAACAGAGUGGUCCGCAAUGCAGAUCCAAUAGCUAAUUACCUACAACAAGUAAUGCAGGAAGCCCGACAAAAUCCUCCACCUAACCUCCCCCCUGGGUCCCUGGUGAUGCCCUAUGAACCUAAAUGGGCUCACGGUGUCCCAGGCAACUUGGAGAUUAUUGAAGACUUGAACUUGGAGGAGAUACUGAUCUAUGUAGCGAAUAAAUGCCGUUUUCUCUUGCGGAAUGGUUAUUCUCCGAAGGAUAUUGCUGUGCUUUUCACCAAAGCAAGUGAAGUGGAAAAAUAUAAAGACAGGCUUCUAACAGCAAUGAGGAAGAGAAAAAUGUCUCAGCUCGAUGAGGAAUCUGAUCUGUUACUACAGAUCGGUGAUGCGUCGGAUGUUCUGACCGAUCACAUUGUGUUGGACAGUGUCUGUCGAUUUUCAGGCCUGGAAAGAAAUAUCGUGUUUGGAAUCAAUCCAGGAGUAGCCCCACCGGCUGGGGUCUACAAUCUUUUGCUCUGUUUGGCUUCUAGGGCAAAAAGACAUCUGUAUAUUCUGAAGCCUUCUGUGUGACAGGAAACCCAAGCCUAAGAAACAAUUAAGUGGUUCUCAUCUCUAAUUAACUGUGAAACCAUUUAAUCCAAACAUGUAAGCACACACUCACUUAUUAAGUCACAUACUUUUCUAGGUGCUGGGGAUUGAGGACGAAUCGAUGUAAGAUUCCUCCUUUAGGGCAGAGACAGACCACUGACAAAUACACAGAUAGACAAGGAAUUUCCCAUGGUAAUAAGGGAUAUCAGUAAUUAGAGGACCGUGAGACUCAGAGAUUUGUGUGUGUGUGUGUGUGUGUGUGUGUGUGUGUGUGCGCAUGUGUGUAGGUAGAUGGAGGGAGGGGGUGGUUAUUUUGGGUGGUCAGGGAAGUGCUCAGUGAGGGAAGAACUUGUCAUGAGAAUCUCUGAGCAUGCCAGGCAGACUCAGAUAUUUUUAUAAAUUUUUAACAUGGCCACGUGCAGAAAAGCUUGAAUGGGACGUGCAGGGAGAAUGUGAAGGAUGGAGCAGGUAGCUCACCUGGCCUUGUAGGUGCCAGGAACGGGCAAGACAUGUUUUGAAAUGUAAGAUCACAGGCUGUUUUUUGCCAGACCACAUUAUAUUACUUUAUUAUUUUCUGCUUUUUCUUUUAACGGCAUUAGUGGUUUUGAUCACUAUAUUUUAAAAUGCUUUUUGUGAGCCUUUUGGUUAUUUGGAAUCUGUUCCUUAGCUCUGAUUUUUUAUUCUUACGGAGUGUCUUAGGUUACUACAUGAAGGUAAGACUGCCACAGUCCCCCAGGGAGGCACACUGUGUUUUACUGAUUGAUUUGAAGAUGAUAGCCUAGGGGGAUGAGUCUAUUGGACUCAAAGGUUACAUUUUAUUUUUCCAUUUAAUUUAAUAAUCAACAAAACGACAAAGUCAGUUUAAUAUCUUUCUUCUGCUGAGUCUUCAGGAUUUUAGCUAGUCUUUCAAAAGCCAUUGCUACAAAAGUUACAGGACGAUCACUUGAGCUCAGAAGUCUGAGGUUACGGUGAGCUAUGAUCAUCGCAGUGCACUCCAGUCUGGGUGACAGAACAAGACCCAGUCUCUAAAGAAUAAAUAAAUAAAACAAAAAGUAGAAUGUAAAAGUUGUAUACAAAGGCAUUUCUGCUAUCUCAUCUGCCCAGUGUAGUCAUGAAUAGAUGUCACAUAAAGAAAAGAAAAUCAGAAUUCUUGUUAAUAUGGCCAAUUUGAAGGGUGGUGGAGGUAUUGAGCAGGCAGCUCAGGGAAAUGCCAGGGAAACCCUUGAGCACAGAAACUCCUGAUUGUCCCCAAGGACUUUCCGUGGACACAGGAGGGAUUUUCCAGGAUUUCACAUGAAUUCAGUGAAGGGGGCUGUGUCUUAUUCCUGGAUGCUUUGCCUCCUUCGUGGAAUUCAGUGGAUUUAAUGGAAUUUCCUAGGCAACAAUAAAGAGUAGAAACCAGGUUAACAGUGAGGGCCUCAUCUCACACCAGAUCAGAUCAGGCUACACAAAAGUAGAUGGAAGACACCACCCAGGCCUCCAGCUAUACACUGGAGAAGAAGCCAAACAAGUCUACUUCAUCUAAGAAAGUUGUCAAAGAAAGCCCUUCAAUACCAUCUUAAGGUAAAAAGAAAGACUCUACCCAGCUGCCCUGAUUAAGCAUUAGAAAGAUAAGUGUUCUGAUCAUUAGGCAGAAAGACAAUGGGGAAAAUUGUAGAAAAGAAAUAUGACAUGAGCCAGAUGAAGAACCCAUCCUGAAAGGAUAUAUAACUCGGGACAAAAGACAACUCACCAUAGGUUGGGCUCAGUGGAUCACGCCUGUAAUCUCAGCAUUUUGGGAGGCCAAGGCAGGUGGAUCACCUGAGGUCAAGAGUUCAAGACCAGCCUGGCCAACGUGGUGAAAUCCUGUCUUUACUAAAAAUACAAAAAUUAGCUGGAUGUGGUGGUGCACACCUGUAAUAACCAGCUACUCAGAAGGCUGAGGCAAGAGAAUUGCUCGAAUCAAGGAGGCAGAGGUUACAGUGAGCCAAGAUCACGCCAUUGUACUUCAGCCUGGGCAACAAAGUGAGACCCUGUCUCAAAAAACAAACAAACCCUCCCCAUAGAUGUCUCAUGCCAUAGAAGAAUUUGAGAAGUUCAUAAAUUCAAUGAAACAAGAGUUGAAAGCCUGUCCCACUGUACCCAAGUUCUCCCUCUCUGAACUGCAGCCUAGAAACUCUCUACAGGGAGUAAGCUGGGGCAGUCACAGAGGUGACCUCAUCUGUUUCCCACAUCCUGCAUUAGGACAGUGAUCAGGGAUCAGUAUCCUUCAUUGACUGAUUUCCAAUAUCUUGAGACCUGUUGUUUCAUACAUUUUGUCUUAUUUUGUAAUUGUUUCAGGAGGGAGGAUAAAUAUGGUCCCUGUUCCUCUAUCUUGACCAGAAGCAUCUAAGAGGGCAGUGAAGCAACAUGUGUAUAGUUCUUAGGGAAAUAAAUUUUGACCUAAAAAUAUUAAACCUAGUCAAAAUAUUAUUCUAGUACAAAGGCAGCACAUGGCUAUUUUUGAAGAUAAAAGAGUUCUAGAAAUACAGGACCCAUGAAUCAUUCUUGAAGAAAAGUUACUCAGUAAGGAAAUCUAGAUAAGCAAGCAAUAUGUGCAAAUAAAAGAUUAUCGUAAUUGGACCAAAGUUAAGUUUAAAUCCAUUCACAUGUAUAUAAUUAAGAUAUGUAGGAAUUAUAAUUAUAGAAAAGAAUGUUACAAACCUUCACAAAGUAAAAAUAUUUUUAUAUCAGAUAGAUUCUUCUGUUUCAAUCCAUAAAACCAGGGUUUGGAUCAUUUAAAAAAAAACAAACAAAAAUAAUUUAUUGGAAUCAUUAGGGAGCACCUGAUAGAAUAAAACGACAAGCUGACCUGACCAAAUAGGCCUUAGAGGGGAGAGGUGCCUGGGCAGUUACAAGGACCUAAGUGGCAGGGGUGACUUGGCCACAGUCAUUUUCUUUACUUGAUUUAAGAAGGUUAAAUUACAGUGAGAGAGCUGCACUUAUCUAGUUUGCACACCGCACUCAACUCUUAGCAGCACAGGGCAGGUUCCUUGGUUGAAAAAUUUCCACAAAACAUGAUGUAAAGUGGAAAGAUCAGUUCCCCCAAAGAAUAUCAGUUACCAAAGUAGGAUGAAAGGAUGUUGGGUAGAUCAAAACAACAAAUGUCCAUUAUAGCAAUUAACAAAAGUUAGGGAGUGGGGAAGUUUGAGUGCUAAUAUGUAUUUCAAAACAACUUUAAAAAUGGCUCCAAACAUUUUAUGCUUUUUGUAAUUUAGUCACUUUAAUAUUAGAUAAAUCUUCCUGGAACUGAAAGUUCUUGAGUUAAAGAAAAAUAUUCUGUAGUUCAGCUCUUCCUUCAAUUUUAUUAGUUGCUUUUUCUUUUGUUUGAGUGAAAUAAAUGUAAAAAUAAUUUUAAAACA